Messenger RNA from Penicillium oxalicum, 2739 nucleotides. Its product is annotated as AP-1 complex subunit gamma. Gene Ontology annotation, molecular function: clathrin-cargo adaptor activity. Gene Ontology annotation, biological process: receptor-mediated endocytosis; intracellular protein transport; Golgi to vacuole transport. Lineage: Eukaryota; Fungi; Ascomycota; Eurotiomycetes; Eurotiales; Aspergillaceae. The record is from RefSeq and is a predicted model, not a curated record. Gene Ontology annotation, cellular component: Golgi apparatus; membrane coat; AP-1 adaptor complex. Bases 1 to 2739 code for a protein of 912 amino acids. The transcript has 5 exons.
AUGCUCGAGCUGAUCCAAGCCGACUGCUGCGUUGCUGCACUACGGAACGGCCUCGCAACCUUACCGGACCUACAGGAGAAAUCUCGUCGCAGAUCAUUCUCGUCCAAAUUUCUUCAUUGCCGUUCAGACCUCUCCCCGCUAGGGGCUGCGGACCAUCAUGUCUUCUUUCCGCUGAACCCCACAUCUUGCACAGUGAAGCAAUUCAUCCGCAAUGUUCGAUCGGCCAAGACCAUCGCCGACGAGCGGGCGGUCAUUCAAAAAGAGAGUGCUGCCAUUCGAGCUUCAUUCCGCGAAGAAAGCCAUGACUCGGGCGUCCGGAGGAACAACGUGGCCAAACUGCUGUAUCUCUUCACCCUCGGCGAACGAACUCAUUUUGGUCAAAUAGAAUGUCUGAAGCUCCUUGCGUCUCAUCGGUUCGCCGACAAACGAUUGGGGUAUUUGGGGACGAUGCUUCUACUUGACGAAAACCAGGAGGUGCUGACGUUGGUCACAAAUUCCCUGCAAAAUGACUUGAGCCACUCUAACCAGUACAUCGUCGGUCUCGCCCUCUGUGCCCUCGGCAACAUCGCAUCGGUCGAGAUGUCCCGAGACUUGUUCACCGAAGUGGAAAACCUCAUGUCCACAGCGAACCCCUAUAUUCGUCGGAAAGCUGCCAUCUGUGCCAUGCGCAUUUGUCGCAAAGUCCCGGACCUACAUGAACACUUCCUGGAAAAGGCAAAGACGCUACUCGGGGAUCGCAACCAUGGAGUUCUGCUGUGCGGUCUGACCUUUGCAAUCGACUUGUGCGAGGCAGAGGAGGAGGAUGAGGAGGGUCCGGAGGGAGUCAUCGAGGCAUUCCGUCCGCUGGCUGGUGGUCUUGUGCGAGCCUUGAAAGGUUUGACCACUUCCGGGUAUGCACCAGAGCAUGACGUGUCGGGCAUUACGGAUCCUUUCCUCCAGGUCAAAAUCCUACGUUUCCUGCGUGUACUUGGGCGAGGUGAUGCGGCAACCAGUGAAUUGAUCAACGACAUCCUCGCGCAAGUGGCCACAAACACUGAUUCUUCUAAGAAUGUGGGAAAUGCCAUCUUGUACGAGGCUGUGCUCACUAUCCUUGACAUUGAGGCGGAUUCGGGUCUGAGGGUGCUGGGUGUGAACAUUCUUGGAAAGUUCCUGUCCAACAAGGACAACAACAUUCGCUACGUCGCCUUGAAUACUCUCAACAAGGUGGUGGCCAUUGAACCCAACGCGGUGCAAAGACACCGCAACACCAUCCUGGAAUGUCUGCGGGAUCCCGAUAUCAGUAUUCGCCGGCGAGCUCUUGAUCUCAGUUUCAUGCUGAUCAACGAGAGCAACGUGCGCGUCCUCGUCCGGGAGCUACUGGCAUUCCUAGAAGUGGCCGACAACGAGUUCAAGCCAGUGAUGACCACGCAAAUUGGAAUUGCUGCCGACCGCUUCGCCCCAAACAAACGCUGGCAUUUGGACACCAUCCUUCGGGUUCUCAAGCUGGCCGGAAACUACGUCAAGGAACAGAUCCUCUCCUCAUUUGUCCGUUUGAUUGCCACCACCCCUGAGUUGCAGACCUAUGCUGUCCAGAAACUCUAUUCCUCCCUGAAGGAGGAUAUCUCCCAGGAAGGCCUGACAAUAGCCGCCACGUGGACGAUCGGUGAAUACGCCGACAGUUUGCUUCAAGGCGGCCAAUACGAGGAGGAAGAGCUGGUCAAGGAAGUUCGCGAGAGCGACAUCGUCGACUUGCUCACCAACAUUCUAAACAGCACCUACGCCAACCAGAUCGUGGUGGAAUAUAUUAUCACGGCUACUAUGAAGCUCACCACGCGCCUUUCAGAUCCCGCACAAAUUGAACGUCUGCGACGACUCCUGUCUAGUCGCACUGCCGACCUGAGUGUAGAGAUUCAACAACGUGCGGUCGAGUACAGCAACCUCUUUGGCUAUGAUCAAAUUCGCCGGGGUGUCCUUGAGCGAAUGCCUGCACCUGAGAUCCGGGAAGAGCAGCGCGUAUUGGGUGCGCCAGCCAAAAAACGCCAGAGCAAGAUUCUUCGCGGCAAGUCCACGAAGGUUUCUAAGCCUGCCGAUCAUGAUUUGCUCCUCGAUCUCAUGGGUGGCUCCGACGCCCCUGUCACAAGUCCAACAUCAAAUGGGUCCAACACCGCCGAUCUGCUGGCAGAUAUCCUCGGUGGAGGGGACUCGAGCACAACCUCUCCUGCUCCUGCUCCUAGUGGUCAGGCUACAAAUCACAGUUCAAUCAUGGAUCUGUUCGGCUCAGGCGGCGCUUCGCCUUCUCCACAGCCAGCUCAGCAAUCGGCCUCCGCCUCGCUGGACUUGCUCGGUGGCGGAGGUGGCAUGGGUGGCAUGGGUACCUCCGUGCCGUCAUCGACUGCGUCGCCCGCGCCCCCAACCGCAGCCACACCCGCGCACAAUGUCUUCAACAAGGAUGGUCUUGUUUUGACGUUACAAGUGCAGCGUAGCGGCACCAAUGCUCAGAUUCUGGCCCGCUUCCGCAACGACUCCAACUUCGACACCUUCACCAACGUUGGCCUACAAGCUGCCGUGCCGAAGAGCCAGCGCUUGCAGCUGAGUGCCAUCAACAAGUCUGAUCUGCAGGCUGGUGAUGAGGGCACCCAGACAUUACGCAUUGCUGCACUCAAUGGGGCCCUCCCACCCAAACUUCGACUUCGCCUUCGAGUAUCGUCGACUCGGGAUGGCAAUGCAGUCACAGACCAGGUCGAUUGGUCGGAACCUUAA